Messenger RNA from Colius striatus (speckled mousebird), 1582 nucleotides. RefSeq names its product aprataxin (gene APTX). NCBI's taxonomy places the organism in Eukaryota, Metazoa, Chordata, Aves, Coliiformes, Coliidae. The coding region runs from base 277 to 1359 and encodes 360 amino acids. The record is from RefSeq and is a predicted model, not a curated record. Gene Ontology annotation, cellular component: nucleus. Gene Ontology annotation, molecular function: DNA 5'-adenosine monophosphate hydrolase activity; protein binding; single-stranded DNA binding. Gene Ontology annotation, biological process: double-strand break repair; single strand break repair. The transcript is spliced from 8 exons.
CGGGCGGGCGGCGGCGCCGCGGUGCUCCCGGCCGGGCGUGGCGGCCCUCGCCAGAGCUGCCGAGCUCCGUGGGUAAAGGCGUGGCUGAGGCGAACGGCAGCGGGGCCUGGCCCCGGCUUGCGGUCGAGCGGUAGAGGCAGCCGCGUGGGCCUGAACGCUCGCCGCGUGCCCGUGAGAAUGUGACGGCGCUGGCGUCGCGCUGGCGGCGGAGGGAUAAGGUCACUGCAGAACUGGGAGAAGCAGCUGCUUAGUGCCAGGCAGCAGGCGGCGGGAAGGAUGCGGCAUCUUUGCCGUCCUGGCACAGUGAUGCGUGUGUGCUGGCUUGUGGGGGAAGAGAGAUGCGGUCAACGAGUGGAGCUGCCCCACUUGGAAGUGGUGGUAAUUGGACGUGGCCCAGAGACUGGAAUAACGGAUAAGAAGUGUUCACGGCAGCAAAUUCAGUUAAAAGCAGACUGUAACAAAGGGUAUGUCACAGUUAAGCAGAUAGGAGUCAACCCGACUAGUGUUGAUCUUGUGAAUAUUGGCAAGGGUAAAGUGGUGAAAAUGAAACCAGGCCAAGUUCUGCAUAUUGUGAAUAACCUUUACCCCUACACGGUGCAAUUUGCGGAAGAGUCGCGGAGAAAUGUUACAGUAACAGCAGGGAAAAGGCAAACUGAUAGGCCAGCAGGUGAGGACUCGUGCGAGAACGAUGAUGUAGAGCUCGUGCCCAGAAAAACAAUGAAAAUGGAGGUGGUGGAUACUCAAGGCAGUUCUGCGAGUCCCAGGCCGGGCAGUACCCACGUAUCUGCACACAAAGGAACUUCGAGCAAGAAGGAACACGUAGGACACUGGAGUCAGGGUCUAAAGAGUUCCAUGCAAGAUCCAAAAAUGCAGGUUUACAAAGAUGAAAAGACGGUAGUCAUCAAGGAUAAAUAUCCCAAAGCACGUUACCACUGGCUUAUCUUGCCAUGGGACCCCAUUUCAAGCCUGAAAUCAGUCACCAGGGACCAUCUUGAACUCCUAGAACAUAUGCACACAGUUGGGCAAAAGGUGAUCGAGCAGUGCCCUGCCAGAGAGAGUCUGGACUUCAGGCUGGGUUACCAUGCCAUCCCCAGCAUGAGUCAGCUACAUUUGCAUGUAAUCAGCCAGGAUUUUGAUUCUCCGGCCCUGAAAACCAAAAAGCACUGGAACUCUUUUACUACAGACUACUUCUUAAACUCACAAGAUGUGAUAGAGAUGGUAAGGAGCACAGGAAAAGUGAUGGUGAAAGAUCAUGUCUCUGAACUUCUCAAGCUGCCUCUCAGGUGCAAUUGUUGCAAACAACAGCUGUCCACUAUCCCACAGUUAAAGGAACAUCUCAGGAAACACUGGCCGAAAUGAUUUUGCAAAAAAUAAUUUCAGAAACUUGUCUUCAAAUAAAGCCUGUCUCCAGGGUAAAACAAGGACCUAGAAACAUUGGAGGAUAUGCAUGUCUUUUGUUAUCAGGAAUGAUAAAUGUAAUGUGGGAAAAUGUAGCCUGGGAACAGCGGUAUAUACUAACUUUGUAAUAUCUUGGACAAAAAAAAACCAACGUGAAAUAAAGUGAGUUUUGAAAUGGAAAGUG